UAUAUUAAAUAUUGAAAAUGAAGAUCAAUAAGUUUGACACUGAUACUUACUCAUACUUAAUUCUUGGAGUCAUCCUUGGCAUCAUUCUCUAUAAAUUCUUUAAUUACAUAACUGGAGGUGUUGAUUAUGAAGUACAUGCAAAUGAUGGGCCUGAAGAGGAAGUUGCAUUAGAUAAUCUUAAAAUGGUUCUAGUUGUCCGUACUGAUCUUAAAAUGCAGAAAGGGAAAAUUGGAGCCCAAUGUGGCCAUGCUACUCUGGGAGCGUAUGAGAAAGCCAAAGCAAAGAAAGCAAAGUAUUGGAAAAAGUGAUUGUAUGACUGGGAAGUGUAUGCUCAAGCAAAGGUUUGUCUCAAAGUUGAUUCUGAGGAAGCUUUAGUAAAUAUCCAUAAACAAGCCAAGAAGAGCAAUUUGCCUACCUAUCUAGUUACAGAUGCUGGUAGGACACAAAUUGCUGCAGGCUCUAAAACAGUCGUAGGAAUAGGCCCAGCUCCUUCUGAACUAAUCGAUAAGAUCACUGGUGACUUAAAACUCCUCUAAACCCAUAUCAAAAUUAUCCAAUAAAAAUAUGA
Moneuplotes crassus is the source of this 568-nucleotide messenger RNA. NCBI's taxonomy places the organism in Eukaryota, Ciliophora, Spirotrichea, Euplotida, Euplotidae. The record is from the annotation of a GenBank genome assembly.